Drosophila takahashii is the source of this 1375-nucleotide messenger RNA. RefSeq lists its product as uncharacterized. The record is from RefSeq and is a predicted model, not a curated record. NCBI's taxonomy places the organism in Eukaryota, Metazoa, Arthropoda, Insecta, Diptera, Drosophilidae.
UGUACACCUGGAAGUGCGACUACACUCUCCUCGCGAGGGCGGCCGGAAACAGGUCCUUUUGGCAAGGUCAUGUCUCUGCCGAAAGGACGCUGGCGAAUGGUAGUCGGGCGAAGAGAAGAAAACUCUGGAAGAUCACCCCAAUCCAAGGCGGAACAGCCGGCGCCGAAGGAUGUGUGGCCGAGGGGGAACUCGGUUCUUAGCCGGCGAACUCUGCGCACCUGUCGACCCGCAGUUUUAAGCUCCAGACUUCCUGCGGCAUCUCGGGCUCUGCUGUGGGCGACCUUUUUUCCCGUGUACUCGUGGGAAUCAAAUGAAUAGCUUAGAAGAAUAUGAGUCAGAUGCUGCUCCCAAAGCAUCAAGAAACCAAAAAUCAGGUCCUGACUUUGUCCGGUUGAAAACCAACCAAAAGAAGAUGCUGCGAAGGGCUCUGCAAGAAGGUCUCACCAGAGAAAGGGCUUUGGAAUUAGCUCUAGCUAUUCCCGUUGCCAGGAGUCUCCUGCCUGCUCCUUAUGGCAUACAAACGAAGUCACCCUAUCCUUAUUCCACUUUCCUGAAAUGUGUAAAAGUCGGCUUGUCACCGGCGAUCCCUGGAAAUCCCCUGACCACCGAGCAAAUGUCCAGGAUCAAGGAGGCCAUCAUCGAUGUCACCGUGGAGCAAUCCGGCAGCCAGAAGCCCCAGUUCGAAGGAUGCUUUUGUCGAAGAGGUUGGCUUCUCAUAAUUUGUUCGGAUAUAAACACCUCGGAGUGGCUGAAUCGAAACUUAUGCCACAUUCAAUCCAAAGUAGACGUUAAACUGAAGCUAUUAAAGGAGUCAGAGCUACCGAGAAAAAAUGUGGUUCGUGGCUACUUUCCAGACAGUCUAACCACUAGCAAUAAGAAGGUCCUGGAUAUUAUAGAGGCCCAGAACUCAGUUUCAACCGCAGAAUGGAGGGUCAUGAACCGAUUGACCCAGGGUGAUCUUUUGCACCUUGUCAUGGCAGUGGACAAUGAGUCACACAGGAAACUGGUUAAAAUCGGUGGGAACAUCUCUUACCGAUUCGGACAUGUAAAACUUUAUAUGGAUAGGAAAUCGGUUUUAAAUGGCAGAGAGAAAAAAUCGAAUAUGGAACCAUUAGAGAAGAAAUCCCAGGGAAAAUCAGCUUCAAGCCAGACAAAUGUGCCUCUACUUCAAGAACCUGCAAUGAGAAAUGAUGGUCCAUGGAAUUUCUGUGAUACUCCAAGGAAUACCUAUAAUAAUUCAUGGAAUCAACAGCCAAACUUCACUUCAAUUCCCAUUAAUCCUAGUGAAUAUUUACCAUACUUUAGGUCUCCAGAAUUCUCUGGAUGGGGCUUCUGGAAUGGAGGAUUUUCUAGAGAUCAAUGUCAACCUGAAUGA